CAUAUAUACACUCCUCGGGGUCACUUGAGUCCCUCCUCUUUAGGGUUUCCAUUUCUCUCGCUCGCUCUCCACAGGGUUUCCAUAUCUCUCCCUUCACAAUGGCAGCCACCUUCUGUGAUCUCCACACCGAAGCGGGCCUGAAGCACCUCAAUGGGUUCCUCUCCAACAAGACUUACAUUUCUGGAGAUCUGCUGACUAAGGACGACAUCAGGGUGUACGCUGCAGUAAUGAAGGCGCCAAGUGGGGAGUUCCCGAACGUGUGCCGGUGGUACGAGGCCAUCUCUUCGAGCCUGUCGGCAAGGUUUCCUGGCAAAAGUGUUGGAGUUAGGCUAGCUGGUCAGGCACCUGUAUGUGCACCUGAUGAAUCCACAGAGGCUGCACCAGAAGAAAAUGAUGACGAUCUGGACCUUUUUGGAGAUGAGACCGAGGAUGAGAAGAAGGCAGCUGCAGAACGUGAGGCAGCUGUCAAAGCUUCUUCAAAGAAAAAAGAGAGUGGAAAAUCCUCGGUUCUUUUGGAUGUAAAGCCAUGGGAUGAUGAGACUGACAUGAAGAAGCUUGAAGAGGCUGUUCGCAGCAUCGAAAUGCCUGGUCUUCUAUGGGGUGCAUCAAAACUUGUCCCUGUUGGUUAUGGUAUAAAGAAGCUGCAGAUCAUGAUGACUAUUGUGGACGACCUUGUGUCUGUUGACACUCUCAUAGAAGAUCACCUCACUGUCGAACCAGCAAAUGAAUACAUUCAGAGCUGUGACAUCGUUGCUUUCAACAAAAUCUAGAUGUACUGAAUUCAAACGCUGAGUCGUUCUUGCGGUACCAAUUCCAUCUUAUGGAUCUUGUGUGGUUAUAAUUCUCAAUCUCCUAUUUUGGGAACUGUUCUUCGUCUGGGGAUAUAGAUUCUUAAUUCUCUUCUGCUGUAUGUGUAAUCUUACAAGUUUUGAUUAGUGGUACUAUUUUGCAAUUUUGAUA
This is a messenger RNA of Nymphaea colorata (pocket water lily), 960 nucleotides long. Its product is annotated as elongation factor 1-beta-like. The coding region runs from base 99 to 770 and encodes 223 amino acids. Gene Ontology annotation, cellular component: cytosol; eukaryotic translation elongation factor 1 complex. The record is from RefSeq and is a predicted model, not a curated record. Gene Ontology annotation, biological process: translational elongation. The transcript has 6 exons. Gene Ontology annotation, molecular function: guanyl-nucleotide exchange factor activity; translation elongation factor activity. Lineage: Eukaryota; Viridiplantae; Streptophyta; Magnoliopsida; Nymphaeales; Nymphaeaceae.